Messenger RNA from Melitaea cinxia (Glanville fritillary), 3228 nucleotides. RefSeq lists its product as uncharacterized. NCBI's taxonomy places the organism in Eukaryota, Metazoa, Arthropoda, Insecta, Lepidoptera, Nymphalidae. The record is from RefSeq and is a predicted model, not a curated record. The coding region runs from base 1 to 3228 and encodes 1075 amino acids. The transcript is spliced from 4 exons.
AUGAGCGACACAGAGGUCAAUAAGAGAAAAAAGCACUUUCACCGCUCACACGCUCUUGGUGAACUAGUUUAUAGUGAUGGGAAUAGUUUUAUCGAUACAUCCGAGUUUUUAGAGUGGUCUGUGAUCCUGCUGAUCGCAGUGGUCACAGCGGACGACAGUCCUCCUGGACUGGUCACGAAGGAGUCGGAACAGGAUUUAGUUGCUGAGGCGUCACAGUCUGGUGCCCAAGCACAAAAGCGAGAUGCAGGUCUUUCAAACUCCUAUGGCGAACCCUUACCCCCUGACGCGUAUGGACCACCACUGAACAUACCCAGUGAUCCACCCCACCCCGCGCCAGUCUAUGGAGUUCCAGAUACAUCAAUAUUCGCCGAACCACCACCGGGAGCUUAUGGUCCGCCUUCCCCAGUGGUAUUCCCCAACCAGAACUACGAUGGACCCCCACCCCCAGUCGGCAAACCCAAGCCAAUCUACGGCCCACCAAAAUUCCAUAUACCGAGCAAACCAAAACAGACGUACGGGCCACCUAAACCUAUUUAUGGACCACCAAAGAAAACGUAUGGGCCACCAAAGCAAAGUUUGCCAAAACCGACUUAUGGGGUGCCUUUCAAGCCACCAAAGUUAUCUUUCCCAAAACCAGUCUAUGGAGUACCGAAACCAAUAUAUGGACCACCUAAACCAGUGUAUGGGCCACCAAAAUUCACUUAUGGACCUCCAUCACCAAGUGUACAAAACCUACCUUUCCCUGACUUACCAGUUUCUUUUCCACAGAAUCUAGGAACAGUCACGGCCAGUAUUGGAAGCAUUGGAACGGGAGUUGGAAGCAUAAGCACUAUUGGAACCAAUUUCGGAAACUUAGAAACCAGUGUUGGAACAAGCAUUGGAACAAAUCAGGAUUUUGGUCAAAAUCUCCCGGCUCCGAUAUAUGGAACUCCAAUAUCCAGUUUGCCAGUAAACUUGAAGCCUAACUUCCCAAUACCAUCAGACACUUAUGGGCCUCCAGGCCACCCUCUUGGUCCAGUUGGCCCGAACGAUCAAUUAGUAGUCCAUGACUUUGGAAGUAUUGGACACUAUGGUCCUCCACAGCCAGACCCGAACCCUAGACCUCCCCACCCAGGCAUCCCUGCACCCCCAACACCUCCCCAUGUACUUUACGACGGUUGGAAACCAAUUCCAGGAAUUUCGAAGCCAUUCACGAACGUAGGAAACAUCCACACAAUACAAUCUGUCCAAAACAUUGGCCAUAAUGUUGGUCAUAUCGAAACAUUGGAUCAAUAUGGACCACCACCACCUUUAGUACAAGAAGUGACCAAGGAUGCUCACUUCUCUGGAGCACAAAUAUCAUCCGGUUAUUCCACAGUACACCAAGAUGCAUUAGCCAAUAUUGACUUGAACGCGAUCGUCGGCGGAGAUUCCAAUCACAUCGAUCAAUCUAAGACUGUGUUUGAAGCUCACUACACAGAAAAUAACGUUCCCCAUUCUGAAGUAACAUUUAUACAGAACGUACCGGAAAAAGUCCAUGAUACGUAUGGCGCUCCACCUCUAGAUUCCCUUUCCAACGGUCUCUAUCCCCCCUCCCAUAGACAACAGGGAGCUAAAGGACUGAUACCACCUUCAGGCAUCUAUGGGGUACCACCAGGUAGCCAAUAUGGUGCCCCACCGAAACCUCUACCACCUAACCUACCUCUCCCAUACGGGUCAGUUUCAGGAGGAGGUCACGCCAUACACGGCUACACACCACGACAGCCCAUAAAGUUCAGAGAUUCAGUUCCAGAGGGUUUAUUACAGCAAAUAGGACAAACUACCCAUCAUAAGGAUAUACAUGGUGUUGACCACUUGAAACAAGGGCCAGCGUAUUUACCACCACCGAUCAGAGACGUUAAAGACAUCAAUCAUAAUACCGGAAACCAUGGAUUCAGUGAUGUAUCGAUAUCCAUCGAGCCAUCGAACUUGUACACCUUGCCACAUGCGGGACAACCCAUAAAUUUCCAGUCCCAACCGAAUAGCUUAUACGGAUCUCCAAUAGAUUCCUACUCCGCACCACUUUUAACUGUUGGAGAUCACACAGCCUCCGGAUCCAACAGUAACGCUGUUACCGCUACAGUCGACGGAACUAUCCUAGCUAACUUAUCUAACUUAGAAGCGGCCGCUAUUUUGAAACACUGUCCAUACCAUGAGGCUAUACUGAGGGCGGCGAAAUACGGAGAAAAGAUACCUUCAGAAUUGGCAUCAAGUUAUGUGGCCAGUUUGAGUUCUUUAGGAUCGACUCUACAGAAACAUCAGCAAACUCUAAUGUCGCCGCAGAACAGUUUUAAUACUCCCGUUGAAGGAAGUGAAUCUGUAUCUUACAACACCAAAGAUUUGGCAACAGCAUCCCACACAUUGGUCCACACAAUCAUACCGAACCAAAUCGAAAAUGAAAAGUCGACCAAAUCGAGCGUACAGAAGGGAAAAUCUAUAAAAGAUUCCAAAGAUACAUACAAAACAAACUCCCUACAACUUGUCUCCGACCAAAUAUACCACACAUCUGAGAAAAUAAAGAAUUUGAGCGAAGAAACGAAGCAGCUACAGCAGAAGAUCGCGUCUUCAGGCCAGCAGUUGAACUUAGUAAAUGGACAAAUCGGUCAAUCCGACAUAGGAAAGAACAAUCAAGCCAUCUACUCCGUUCAAAUUCAGUCCUCAAACGGCAAAAGUUCCCCGACCAUACCUCAUGAGCAAUUACUAUCGGAAGGUCUCCUCCAAAGCAUCUUACAAGCAAUAGAAGAGCCACCCAAAGACCAGAAGCAAACCUACCAAGUACAGAACUUCGAUAACUUCCAAAAAGGAAAGGAAACUCAAAAUUCCUACCAAGCGAAUGUGAAUUACGAUAGUUUUGAGCAAGGCUUAGAGCUACCAGUUGGUUAUGAACCGAUAGACAGGACGAAAAAAGACCAGGAGACCGAAAGCUCAAACGUCCAUGAAAAUAAAAACUUCAAAGAUUUCCACGACUGCGAUCAAAGACCAGACAACUCUGUCACACAUACGAUAGUCGUCCCUCCUCCAAAUAUAGAAAAGAUACAAGCUUUAAAAGACGUCGAUAAUGAUGUUGCGAUAUACUUCGGCGAGGACGCGAAAAACGUUGACAAAAAUCAAGAACCUGUCACAGAAAUUUCCGUCGCGACGAGUAUUAGUGAAAAUGUCGAAAAAAAUUCAAAAACUCCAGAAUUCGGCGAAAAAAUUAAAAAAACGUGA